Messenger RNA from Budorcas taxicolor (takin), 3809 nucleotides. RefSeq names its product t-complex 11 like 2 (gene TCP11L2). NCBI's taxonomy places the organism in Eukaryota, Metazoa, Chordata, Mammalia, Artiodactyla, Bovidae. The record is from RefSeq and is a predicted model, not a curated record. Bases 168 to 1727 code for a protein of 519 amino acids. The transcript is spliced from 10 exons. Gene Ontology annotation, biological process: signal transduction.
GGAGAGGCUGAGGGUUGUUGGACUCGUGAGUUUCCAAGGUGUUUGUGCGGUCCUGGGCGAGGGAACACUCAAAGACCCCUGACGAGGAGUCCCUCAGUCGUCGUUCUCCUCAGCCUGUGUUCGUGCCGGACUCGGUGCUGUCUCUACCCACACUCCCGCAACACAAAAUGCCCUUCAAUGGUGAGAAGCAGUGUGUGGGCGAGGACCAGCCAUGCGAUUCUGACUCUUCCCGGUUUUCCGAGAGCAUGGCUUCUCUCAGUGACUACGAGUGCUCCAGGCAGAGCUUCACAAGUGACUCCUCCAGCAAAUCCAGCUCUCCGGCCUCAACGAGCCCUCCCAGGGUUGUGACAUUUGACGAAGUGAUGGCUGCAGCAAGGAACUUGUCAAACAUGACUCUUGCUCACGAGAUAGCUGUAAAUGAGAACUUUCAACUGAAACAGGAUGCCCUCCCUGAGAGCAGCUUGGCCGGUCGAGUGAGGCACAUUGUCCAUCAGGCCUUCUGGGAUGUCUUGGAAUCAGAACUGAAUGCAGAGCCUCCCGAGUAUGAACACGCCAUCAAACUGUUCGAAGAAAUCAGAGAGAUUCUUCUCUCUUUCCUGACUCCUGGUGGCAACAGGCUUCGCAACCAGAUUUGUGAAGUUUUAGACACAGACCUCAUUAGGCAGCAGGCUGAGCACAGUGCUGUCGACAUCCAAGGCCUGGCCAACUACGUCAUCAGUACCAUGGGAAAGCUGUGCGCCCCUGUGCGAGAUGACGACAUCCGAGAGUUGAAGGCUACCAGCAACAUCGUGGAGGUGCUGAGACAAAUAUUCCAUGUCCUGGACCUCAUGAAAAUGGACAUGGUGAAUUUUACAAUUCGGAGUCUCAGACCACAUCUUCAGCGCCAGUUGGUAGAUUAUGAGAGAACCAAGUUCCAAGAAAUUUUAGAAGAAACUCCAAGUGCUCUUGAUCAAACUACAGAGUGGAUAAAAGAAUCUGUCCAUGAAGAGUUACUUUCUCUUUCUGAAGCUACUUUAACGCCUGGAGCCGAAAACAACUCCAAGCCAAGCCUGAGCCCUACGUUGGUGCUAAAUAAUAGUUACUUGAAACUGUUACAGUGGGAUUAUCAGAAAAAAGAAUUACCAGAGACACUCAUGACAGAUGGAGCACGUCUUCAGGAACUGACAGAAAAGCUGAAUCAACUGAAAAUGAUUGCCUGCCUGGCCCUUAUCACCAAUAACAUGGUGGGUGCUCUCACAGAAGGCCUACCUGAGCUUGCAGUCAGACUAAAAAGGAUUUCAGCUGUUCUACUUGAAGGCAUGAACAAAGAGACCUUUAACUUGAAGGAAGUCCUGAAUUCUAUUGGCAUUCAGACUUGCGUUGAGGUUAACAAGACCCUAAUGGAGAGAGGUUUACCAACUUUAAAUGCUGAGGUUCAAGCUAACCUUGUAGGCCAAUUCUCAAGCAUUGAAGAAGAAGACAAUCCUAUCUGGUCUUUAAUUGAUAAACGAAUCCAGCUAUACAUGAAGAGCCUGCUUUGUCUGCCAAGCCCUCCAAGAUGCAUGCCUCCCGUGCCAGGAGGCCUUGCUGUCGUUCAGCAAGAGCUGGAGUCGCUAGGCUCGCAAUACGCAAACAUCGUGAAUCUCAACAAACAAGUGUACGGACCAUUUUAUGCAAAUAUACUCCGAAAGCUGCUGUUCGGUGAGGAAGCCACGGGGAAGGCAGAAGCUUCUUCAUCUACUAACUAAAGAGGAAAUGACACUGGCAAAGAGAUUGGAAGCCCAGCACUUAGGUACCCAGUCUGUUUCCACCAGCGGCAUUACAGAUGGGGCACAUUCUCGAUCCUGUGUGAGGCACAGUGUUAGCCCGAAGUUGUGUAACCCAGUAAUGUCAGCAUUGCAGAGACAUGCACAUCACAAUGUCCCCACAUGUGCACCAUUUUCGAGUCCUAAAGAGACUUUUUAACGAACAGAAAGCUAUUUGUAUUUAAUUUUAUUACCUAUAUAAUACUUGUAAAUGUUUUCUUAAGCAUUUAUAUCUGGCUUAUUCAUUCAACCCUUAAGGAGUUGUAUUUACUCACCUGUUACUAUCAGAUCUAAUGAUUUUUUUUAACUUUGGUACAGCUUCUUAAAGGGUUGAAAGUUGUGAUCAUAACCAAGUGGACUGAUGUUCUAAAUAAAUGAUGUGAAGUAAGGAUAAUUGUAUUUGAAAUGUACAAAUCAAAUUUUACUCAUAUGUAAUAGAAACUUACAUAGUCCUCAAAUUCUACAAAUAUACCUAAUCACAUUUGGUGAUACCGAUGGUCAGUAUUUGUUUAGAAUUUAAACGUAUUAAAUACAUUUUUAUGCUAUGUACACAUUUUAGAUAAAACCUCCCUUGAUGAUUUAAUGGAAACAGAAACAAACCCCUUCUAAAAUCUCAUUCUAGAGGGUGGAUUCUUCUUGCAACUUAUGCUGCUCUCUGAGAGAAACACUUUUUGCACACAUCUCUUUGUGAAUGUCCUUGCAUUUCUCAGGCCAUUGGUAAGGUUUAUAUACAAUUUUAAUAUUUUUACAUAAGGCAGGAGCGGUUUGAAUUGGUAACUUGAAUUUACUUGUAAGAAAAAGUUGAUAAAAUGGGACCCCCAUUCUCAGUGAAAUUCACAUCUGAAAAAGAAACAGAUGUACUUUGGAUUCUUUUUCUUCUUUAAGCAUAUAAUGUGCUAGCAAAUGCCUUCUCUGUGGAUUUAAUUCUUACCCCACCGUGACCAAGAAGCUCUUCUCAGUACCAUCAUCAUUUGCCAUUCUUGUGCAUUAAACUUUGCCACGCUGGCACUGCUUGUCAGGAUCCUAGAGAAAUCUGCUUGUCUUUGAAUUACAUGCUUCUGAAGUGUUGAGGGAAACACUACUGGAUAAUGCUUUAUUUGCAUAAAAUGCAUUUUUGAUGGUUUGAUUUUCUGAGGACUCCUUGAAUCUUAGCGGUCUGGUGGAGAAGAGCAAGUAGGAAGAAAAAGAUUAAUCCUUCUUUCUUCCUUACCUCCUCUUCCUCACCAUGACCUCUACCAUUAUGGUGCUACCUAGUGAUUUGAUGAAGGCCUGGGAAGUUAUUGUGUGGAUAACUUAUCUCUGAUCCUUACAUUUUGGAGGGAUCUGCCAAAUUGAGGAAACGUUGAACAUCAGCUUUUUUCUCCCAAUGACCAAUACAUAUAUCACCAUUUUGUCCAUUUGAGCAGCUAUGUAGAAGUGGAAUUUACUGAAGAGCACAUCAUUGGUCUUACCCAUUUUUUCCCUCCUCCUGUAUGUCCAUUCUGCCUGUUUCCUGUGCUUAGAAAUCAUAAGGUGCUAUAGAUUUUUAUUUGCAUUUUCUCUUAAGUUGAAAUUGUUUUCAACUGUUCACUUUGGGGCCUGGAUAGCACAGAGGGUCUGAAAGGUAGCGUGUAAUGUGAUUUUUUGUCACUUUCCCAGUGAACUGUAUAUAUAACUAGAAGACCAGGUGGUAUACUUUUUUACUAUCAGAUUGGAAUCUGGCUGGUAUUCUUAUAUACUUGAUUAUACUAUAGUUGCCAGCAGGAAAACAAUGUGCAAACAUUUUUUUUUUUUGAUGCAUUUUAAAAUGAAGGGCAUUCUGCUUUUUUUUUUAAGUGGCAAAGUAAAUCUCAAUGUCCCAUCUGGAUUUAAGCAAGUACAUUUAUUAGGAUUCUUAAAUCCUGUCCCUUAGCAUGUUGUUUAUUUGGUUUUUACUUAAAUGUUUACUUCUACUUUUGAGAAUUUUCUUAACAUGGUCUUGUUUUGUAAUGUCAAUUUUCCUAAACACCACACACACAUUUUCAUUCUUCUGCUAAAACAUGUAUU